AACAUCUCAUCCACCAGCACGCAAGGUCUACUACUACCUCCUCCAUUACAAAUUCGGCCAAAUAGUUUUAUUCCAUCCAUCCAUCCAUCCAAGUGUUUGAAUUUCCACGAUGGAAAUGUCGAGUCGAAGUUUGGCGGUAGCCGUGCUGCUGUUGCUGGCCCGGCUGAGCGCUCCGGUGGAGUCACAGUCGGCCGAGACGAGCGACUGCAGCGGCCAGGACACGACCUUUGAACUGAGGACGGGCUACGUCUUCACGGCGCCGGAAGAGAUCCUGGACACGCGGCCCGACACGCUCCAGCUCUCCGACUGCAUCGACAACUGUCGCGCCAACAGCAGCUGCUCCGCUCUCAACUUUGAGACGGGACUCUGCGUCCUGUUCCGCACCAACGCCUUCGACACUCCCGAGGCGCUGACCAAAUCGCAGUUUCCGGUUUACACAAUUUACGCCCAGAAGAUCUGCUUGGCCAAUGCCAGCGAAUUGUGCGUCGAUCGUCCGUGGGCUUACGAGAUGGUCCCGUCGUUCGAAAUGUCGGCCUUUGUCCGCGAGAAGAAAACGGCGGCCACCCGCCGAGCCUGCAUGGAACUCUGCCUCAACGAAAAGACGUUCCAGUGCCGUUCUGCCAGUUAUAACGCCGUCAGCGGGGAAUGUUCGCUGAGCGACAUGGAUCGUUUCUCUGUGACGGCCCGAUCCGCUUACUCGACCACGCCGGACGUGGACUAUUUCGAGACCAACUGCGCCGACGAUCCCGUCAAAAUGUGCGACUUCCAACGGACCGAGGGCCGCAUUCUCAAAACAGUCGACGCCGUUUACCAGGAUGUCGAGGACGAGGAAGCCUGUAAAUCGCUUUGCCUCAAUUCCAACUUCCGCUGUCACUCGUUCGAUUUCGGAGAUACCGGCGAGAAAGUCUGCCGGCUCAGCCAUCACUCGGCCAGCUCCCUCAGCCAAAUUCAGGAUCCUUAUUUGGAGAUUCCGGAAGCGAAAACUUAUGAGUUGACGUCUUGUUACAAUGUGACCAUCGAUUGCCGCUCGACCGACAUGAUUGUCCGCGUCAAAACCAACCGCAUCUUUAGCGGCAAGUUGUACGCCAAGGAGAGACCCAACUCUUGCGUCACCGACGUCGCCAGAGGCCUGGAAUUCGAACUCAAGUUGGGCUACCAGGAUCUCGGCUGCGAUGUCAAACAGGAAGGCCCCGGCAAAUUCUUCACCGAAGUCGUCAUCCAGCAUCACGACCAGAUUGUGACCAGUCAAGAUGUCGGAUUGGCCCUCCGCUGCUCCUACCAACUGCAGAACUACACACUGACCAGCGGACUGGACUUGUCCGUCGCCAGCCGAGUUCCCACCAUCGCCGAAGAGUCGACGGUGGUUCCAGGGCCGACGGUUCUCAUGAAGAUCGCAGCCCGCCAGGGUGGCGACGUCCAAACGGCCCAGGUCGGCGACCCGCUCAGUCUCUUCUUCGAGAUCCAGGAGCCCAACACUCCUUACUCGAUCUUUGUCCGCGAGCUGAUCGCCACCGACGGAGUCGACAACAGCGAAAUCCUCCUGAUCGACUCCCGCGGUUGCCCGACCGACCAGGAAAUCAUGGGACCCAUCAACGCCAUGAACGGAACCUCCAAGACCCUCCGGGCCCCGUUCGACGCUUUCAAAUUCCCCAACUCGGACGUUGUCCAGUUCAAGGCGCUCGUCACACCCUGCCUGCCCACUUGCGAGCCGGUCCAGUGUGACGUCCAGGAUUACCUGGGCUAUCACCGUCAAAUCGAGUCCCUGGGCAAGAGGAGGAGGAGGCGCAGCGAAGCUAACGGCCAGGACCCGCACAACCUCCUAGUGGUCCAGUCCAUCCGCAUCGCCGACAAGUUCCAGGCGGCCGCCGACACCUCCCCGGCCAAAACUAAAACGGCCUCCACCGAAUCGGAAGUGGCCGUCCUCCGCAACUCGGACGGCCUCUUGAACCAUCACUCGGAGAUGCCACCGUGCCUCAACUUGCUGGGACUCCUGAUGGCCGGCGCUUUGUUCCUGGUGGCCCAGGCCGUCCUCAUCGGCGCCUGGGCAUUCAUCUGGCAGAAGAGACGUCAAACUAAAAUGGCCGAAACGACCAUCGAGAGCGACCGGCGAUUUUUCUCGACCACCUACGCCAACAACGCCUACGCCACUAGUUAAACAACAACACAAAACGACGCAAUUAAGUUCAGCUCAGCUUAACUUAUUUUAGCUUAUCCCUCCCCCCCCCUUCUCUCCUGGUUAUUGAUUUGUUGAAGUGAUUUGUUCAAGUGCCUUAAUUAUUCAAAUGUGUACCUUUUUUUUAAUUAUUUUUCGAAGGAUCGAAUCGAUUGAAUCGAAUCGAUGGCUGAAUCCGAGCAGAAACAGGGAAAAGGGAAAACUGUAACUUAAUUCUAUUUGCGUGCUAUUAUUCUAUUGGCUUCUAUUAUUUCUUUUUUCUGGAAAAAAACAAAACAAAACAAUCUGGUUUCGGGUGAAUUAUGUAAUUCCAAUCAACGGUGACUGGGUGUUUGUACUUCUCUGGCCUCAAUUUUUAUGUUUUUUUCGUUUCCCUCACGACAUUUUUGCGUGUCGCUGACUUGUGUGUUGUGUUUGAGUGCGUGCGGAUGCGGUUAUGGGUCUUCAUUUUCAUCCUGUUGUUUAUCUGUUUUUCUUUUCUCUUUAAUUUUCAUGGUCCGGAAUUGUUUUGCUAUUUUGGGGUCUCCUGGCAUUCACGUCGAAUCGCUCCCGAUCAAUCGUGUCGUCCUCUGUACAAAAAAAAAGUUAACAAAACAAAACAAAAG
Molecule: messenger RNA, 2778 nt
Organism: Daphnia pulicaria
Lineage: Eukaryota; Metazoa; Arthropoda; Branchiopoda; Diplostraca; Daphniidae
Exons: 6
Coding region: 110-2155 (681 amino acids)
Source: RefSeq, a predicted model, not a curated record